Messenger RNA from Pocillopora meandrina, 10275 nucleotides. The record is from the annotation of a GenBank genome assembly. NCBI's taxonomy places the organism in Eukaryota, Metazoa, Cnidaria, Anthozoa, Scleractinia, Pocilloporidae.
ACUUAACCUAGCGUUUUCUUUCAGCAGAACCAAAACCGUUGGAGUGAAAAACAAAAUGUUUUGUUAUCAGUGGGAACUUUCAUCGUAUGGAAAAUUAUUUGCGGAGUUUUUAAGUUAGAUCUGUAAUGGAAUAACGGUGUCCCUAUCGUGGAUGUCAUGAAAAUCGUUUACAAGUUCGUUGGAGCUGCACUGUUGUAAUUUCCGAGCAAAUGCGCGCCAAUUAUGGCCAUGAUUGAGACAGUCCGUCAGAGACAGAAGAACUCCGUUGAUUUUCCUUCGUGUUACGAUAAUCUGUGUGCUUUGCAGAACUCAUGUCCUCUGGGAUCAAUCACUGCGAAUCUAGAUGAACUCACCAUUGAUUGCAAUGCCGAUCGGAUCCGCCAUUCGGAUUGGAUGCCAAUCUUGAACGCACUAAAGAUCAACAAGACGUUGAAAAGUGUCGCAUUCAGGAGUUACUGGCAGCAAACACUUUAUCCAGAUGGAGGUAUGCAAUAUUGAAAUUGGAGCGACAGUAUACAGAGUUUGACUCUAAUUCAGCUCUUCAGGAGUCUUGAUUAUUCCCUUCAAGUGUACGCGAUCAGAUACUAACGGGUACCAGUCAUCUACCAGGAAUCUGAAACCUGGAGACGCCUGGUUUUCGAAAAUUCCAUCUGGGUUGAAAGUUUCAGGUUCGAGACCCAGUUGGGUCAUUGUGUUGUGUUUUUGGACCACUAGGAGUAGAAAUGGGUUCCAGCAAAUUGUCAGGGUAGACUGAUGAAAUGCUGGGGGGGUAACCUUGCGAUGAACGAGCAUCCCAUCCAGGGGAGAGUAGUACAGGUAAUACUAUACCCCUUGUUAUGCUAUGGAAACUGGGAUAAGAUCCAGGUGGAUGGGCCAAUUGGCUCAAGUACAGACUGCUUUUUUUAUCUUCCUGUUCCCAUGCCACACACCCAGUCUUGUUCUGUCCAGCUGUGCAGAGCUAUUGAAUAAAGGGGUAAGUUUCUAAAGAAACUGUGGUGCUGUGUCAGUGUGAGAGCAUAGCAGGUAAUUUAGUGUUAACAACUGAGUUGAAAGUGUAAAUUAGCUGCUGUAAAGAGUUAAGAGGCUGACAUUUCGAGUGUUAGCCCCUCAUCAGAGCAAUCGCUCCAGCACUUAACUCAGAUGUUAACACUAAAUUAUAUAUAGAGCUAUUGCUGAAUAAUGCAUAUCCAACUUUGUAAGUAUUCAUAAUCAGCUGUAGAAAAGUGCUAUAUUAUCCAACUUUAUCUUUAACUUAGUGGAAAGUCAGUCAUUGCUUUAAUCCUGUUAAACUCUUAUUACAUCAGAAGUAACAGAGCAACGUUUGCAAGCACUGAGGAAGAAAGCACCUCCAAUCCGUAGCAAGGAUGUCACAUACAGGGUUUGCAGGUACAGUAAUUCACUCAAAGCUAACUAGCUAUUCUGUUUCCCCACUUAGAAGUGUGAAAAUUGUUUUCUUUUGAAUACAUUCAUUUGAUAGAACAUUACAGUGAUUAUUUUCCUCCUGAUGUUGUGAGUGUGGUAACCAGAGUCUGAUCUAGGACUUCCAGCAAGGGGGGGGGGGCAAUGUGUCCUAGUCAACAAUUUUCAGAGGGACAUAAUCUACCCCCCCCCCCUCCCAGCAUUUAUUCAAACUUGUGCCCGGGAACCUCAGAAAAUUGAGCCUUUUAUAUUCAUCAUAUUCCCUGGAUUUUGGUUCUUGCUUCACUUUUAAUCUUCUGAAAUUUAAACAAAAUAUUGUUUCAAAAAGAUUUUGUAUGAGAUGAAAUCACUUUUCCUUGUUUCUUUUUCUUUUGAAACACAAUUUGAAGUGCAUGUAAAUGACUCAGAACAGGUAUUUGAAGGGGACAUAUUUGCUCAAACCAUGGCAAUCCUGUAAUGGCACGCUCUAGAUCAGACACUGGGUAACUUGAUCCCUACAAGAGCAUACAAAUUCCAAUUCAUCAUUAACAACUUUAGUUUUUCCUGUACAUCAAGUUAUCAUAGCAACUCCACAGCACUCUGCAAUUUUAAUUAAUUUUAAGGCAAGCUCAGAAAUAAAUUUUAUUGAUCUAUGAACAACCGUCAGAAUGUUUAAACCACCUUUGAUUAAGAAGACUUUGUAAAAUUGUCAAUUUUUGGAACUGAUUAAUUUAUGUCACUGAUUUAUUUUUACAUUCUUAGUUUCAUUAUUGAUAAAUGAUCAACAGUUCAAACAUUCUGACUGUGAAUUUUGCAGAGCCAUCAAAGAGUGUUUAGCUGUUACAGAGAAUUUUACAUCUCUGAUUUUUGAAGGAAUUCCUCUUAGAGAAAGAGACCUGACCUGCCUAGCAAAGGUACAAGAAGUGAUAAGUGAAAAAAUUGUUAACAUCAAUUUUUUACAAGGAGUUCAGCGCAUGCAGACCAAUAGUACUCCUUCUCUCUUGGUAUUACUGUGAGAGGUCUUGCAAGUUGAUAAAAAAUAGAAAAAAAAAGAGUUUGCCUACUAUGGGUGCUGCAUGCUCAGUGUAUGAUAAUAAGGCGAUAAGGCUAUAAAUUGUGGGGAAUUUUGGCUCUAGUUGUGGGAAUUUGGACAUCAGUGUCCUAUUUUGAACAAUAGUACCUGAUUUUCUACACUACUCUCCAAUUUCAUAGGCACUAGUGGUUGAUUUACACUUAUGUGUGAUUUUAGACACAAGUGUCCAGUUUUCGACUCAAGUAUCCAAUGUUAAAUGCUAGUGUCUCAUUUUGGAUGUUAGUGUCUGGUUUUAGGCUCUAGUGUCUGAUUUUAGGCACCAAUGUCUAAUUUUUGAGACUAGUGUGGGGUUUUGGACACUAGUGUACCAUUCUAGACUCUAGUGUCCAAUUUUAGAGACUAGUGUCAAAAUUUAGGCACAUCUGUCCAAUUUUAGAUGUUACUGACUGAUUUUAGUGUAAACCACAUUGUAAUCCAAAUUUCAUUUACCUUAUUGAAACCAAUCAAAAAAAAAUUUUGCACAGUUAUGCCUUCACCUUUCAAUGAGAAUCAGUCAAUAGUAAAAAUAUUUACAUUAGGAGCCUGUUGGUAAGUCUUAAAAUAUGUAAUUAUUUCUCAGAAUGUUUUAUUACCUUUGUUUUUCAAGUUUUUGAUACAAAAACACAAAUUUCUUUUUCCUUCAAGGGUAUAAAAAAGAACAAAACUCUACAGCAUUUGUCCUUGGAGUUCUGCCAAAUCGGUGACAGUGGCGUUGAAAGUGAGUAGUCGUAGAUAUUUUUUCGAUUAUAAUUUUUUCUCUUCAAGUUUGUGGCUGGUAUUUUGAUUUGUCCUUGAAUAUCAUCAGAUACUCUUAGGAAUUUUCAUCAAACUUGUCAAGCAUCAUGCUCAAAUUUCCACCGGCCAUGUUUAAGAUGAUAGUUGUGAACGGGACUUUGAGCUCGAGCAGUCAACGAGUUUGGCCUAAAUUCCAAAUACAUCUGAUGCGCAUAUUGGGUGCGACAUAAUUCCGUGCUAUACCAGGUAGAAACUGAUGUGAAAUAUUUCCAAUGAGAUAAACAUAGAUUUUAUUAAAAUACAAGUCUUCAUUUAUUGUUAAAAGUAUCAAAUUAAACCUCGACUAAGACUUACAUUUCACUUUGCAGUCCUCUGUAACGCGAUAAAAAAUAACACGUCCGUGAUGACUGUGAACUUCUCUGGCUGCAGUCUAACCUGGAGAGGAGCAGAUACUCUUGCUAAAGUGAUAAAGGUGUUGUAAAUUAUUUUUCUUCAGUGAGUCAGAGUUUUGUUAUGAUCUUUCACGGUUCAUAGGGCAUGAUGCACGCUCGAAAUUCGACACGUGCAACACGACACUCGACCCGGACGUCUCGAAACUUGUCUCGAACGUCUCAGAACUCGACUCGAUACUAGACUCGUACGACUCGAUGCUCGACUCGGACGUCUCAAAACUCGACUCGGACGUCUCGAAACUCGACCCGCACGACUCGAUACUCGACUCAGACGUCUCGAAACUCGACUCUCACGACUCAAUGCUCGGCUCGGACAUCUCGAAACUUUUGUUCGUAUGACUUACUACUUGUCUCAAACGUUUCUAAACUCGACUCGAGCGAUUCGAACGUCGCAUAACUCGACUCGAACGUCUCCAUACUUGACUCGAGUCUCGAAUCUCGUCGUCAUGCAGAAUCGUGGAUUGAGUUUCGAAGGACUAUCAACUUACUACUGAGUGUUACUUUAUUCAUACAUAGCACCAAGCAACAAGACGUCAUGGUGUCGCGUGGCAAGACAGCCUGCGGUAUCGUCGUCCAGAUCUCGACAGAAUGCCUGGACUUCGGCGAAUAACAAUUUGUAAAAAUCCAAUGAUUAACGAUCAGGGAGCUCAGUUGAUUGCUGAAGCACUUAAAGAUGACCUCUGGGUUAAAGGUUUGUUUUGAAAAAUUUUUCUCUGAUUGUAAUACGUUUUGUGAACAGUCCCGUUCAUUUGGUGCUAAACUUUACGCGUUUAUUGAUCCUUGGAUUAAAUAUCAGUUCAGAGAACGGAACUUAAGGAAACAAUGGAGAUGUGGGGGACAUUUCAAAUAUCUGUGCACAUUUUAGCAUCUUCAAAUAUAUUGUGCAGUUUGUGAAGUUUUUAUGUUUGAUUCCGUCCUUCAUUAGUUAAGUUCUGAGUUUAUGAGUUUUAUUAUUAGUAUUAUUAUAAUUUUUCAUCGUUGUAAAUUUUCUCCCACAGCUUUGGAUAUGCAACAGUGUGGGAUUUCAACCGAGGGUGCAAUGGCCUUUCAGUCGGUCUUAAAGUUCAACUCCACCAUUUACGUGUUGGACCUCAGACUAAAUCCUUUGAUCGGUAAGUGCAAUUUGUAAGAGUAAAUUCUCAAAUUAGCCCCCUUCCCCCCCCAUGAGAGCCACCCUCCGUCAAUAAACUGCCCCACCCACCCACCCCCCACCCCCAAUCCUCGGCUGCCCCUGUUUGCCGCAAUUUUUUUUUUUUAAUGUUCGCUCGUUUUACUUAUUUAUUCUAUAGAUCGCGAAGUUUUUGGAUCAUUGAUGGAGCAACUGAUGAUUAAUUGUGGAGAAAGCGAGUUAGAAGUAAGUUUGUUUUAUGUUGAUGUUGAUGUAAAGAACGUCGAUGUGGUGUUGCUUUUAUAGCCACUCUUGAAAACUUGGGAAUGGGUUGUAGAUAAGACAGUUGCCACUGGAGAAAGUCUUUAUAUGCACGUUAUCAGGGAAAAAGGAGGAGUGGGGGGUGUUGGUAUCUUCCCACUGCUCUGCGAGCCGUGAUUAAACUCUUCGUCCAUGGAAAAAGAAAAAUACGGAAGCUGCGAGGAAUUUAAUGUGUUCAGCGGCUGUCAACAUCAUUUCGUUAGCCUUUAUGUUGUUUGUUUUUAGUAUCCAUGGUUAGUGAUAAGAGAGCCAAAACCAGGACGAAUACGUCCGCAGAAACGAAAGAGCGUGGCUACACAGCAGGGCAUGCGGGCAGGAAGGUAAGCGUUGAAAGUGAUCUGUUAUCGUUAUUGUUAUUAGAGCUUUGCUGGAAUUCUCCGUGAAAUUCACGUAUGAGGGCCGAACGGAAUGGAGUGGAGGAAUCACGAGAAACGACCUGAAAGGAGAAAGCAAUUAAACAAGGAAUUUAAGAAAAUCACGACGAAACGGCAACGGGAACACCGCUAAACAAAAAGGUUUAAUGAGCAGAACAAUGGCUGUGCACGUGCGUUAGAAAUCUUUGUAAAUUUCUUUUCGUCCUCUGCAAAACAACAACGUGAAAUGAGCAAACUUUGCGUUGUCUAGGUAACAUGAACGACGACGGCUAAUUUAUUUCUAAUUUAACAUUGUGUUCCAUAUUCAAUUUCGAGACAGUUUUGAUAGUGAGAAACAGGCUAUAUGACUUUACAGUAUCGCGAGACUCGUAGGUAAAAUAUGAGUUCAUUUUUUACCGAAGUUGUCCACGGCGUCGCUUUUUAAUCCUUUAAUUCCCACUAGUGACCAAGACAGAAUUUCUCCUUACACUAUCGGUACGUUAUCAAGCAGACAAGUAAUGAGAAUAAAGAAUAUCAAUUAGGGGAUUAUUGGUCGAUUCAAUACCAAAUUUUCCAAAAUAACAUCACAUAAAUUGUAUGGGAGACAGUAAGGAGAAUUACUGAUGAAAUCUUGGGAGUUAAAGGGUUGAACUCCUAAUGAAAGAGCGGCGACGGUCAUGUGCUCAAAUAUAUAUUGAUUUUUGUUCGGGCCGGUUGGGUCAUUACUUACGGACCUAGCGCGGCGAAGAAUCAUUAGUUCAGUUGCAAAGAUUUCCUAAAUGUUUUCACGAGCGAAAGAAUUUGAUUCAUCUCUGUGGCUUUUCAUUUCUCUGCUGUUUAAAAGGACUGGUGUUUCGAGGAGUGCUGUUGUCGUGUCAAAGAAGUCUUCUGGUUUCAUUCCUUGGAGAACAGCAGCUAGAGUAGGAAAGAACAGGUAAUCUAUUGAUGAAAUGAUGUCGCGUGUCUCGUGAUUUAGUUACCUCAAAUAUCCAUAUGUUUGCGCCAUUUCGACUGCGUACCUCAAGACUUCCACAGGCUAGAAAGACGCCUGUUCCCUCGUGACUCUAUGAUGCACUGUGCUGUGGUCUUUACCCUUUUUCUUUUUUUAAGCUGUUAUCCGGCAGUCUGCUGUCACACAAUUCUCCUGUUCAGUUUUUAGGAUCGAUUUCCGUCGCUCUCUACCGUCUGGUCUUCGUUCUUCCGGGGUCGGGGAGAAAGAGCGCGGGUUCAUAUUCCUAAUCAGCGGCUGGUAAUCGAGCCUAUUCAUUUUUUUUUUAUUUUUAUUUUUUAAGUCGGGGACAUCUGUGUUUCUGGAAGCUCGAGUCCACCGUCUCUUUUGACGUUCGUAAGGCGAAUUCUCAUGAAACGUGGGGGCUACGAGCGAGCUCAGUCAUCAGCUUGCCUUUGGGAUUCAGGAUUGUUGGGCUUUUUCCAAGACGGAGAAAUAGCGCUUGCAAACGUUUUUACCAGUAUGUUUUGGUUCCACUUUCUUCCAACAGGCACAAACUUGGACGACAAAAUGCGCAAGACGGCUCGUCAGUUAAGAAAAAGAAGGUAUGUUUAAUGUCAAUGGAGUCUUAGCAAUUGUUGAAAUCACGUAUAUGCGUUGUAAAUGCUUAGUAAAUUGCUGUGGUAUAAUUAAUUAUCGUUAAUUGAAUGUUUCUGGAUUCGUGUCUCGUUUGAUUAUUAAUUCUUGUAAUUUUUCAUAGUUUCUCGACUUUAAGCUUGCUUAUCUUCCUUCCCUGGAUUUUUUUGUUCAGAGUGUGCUCUGUGUGCAUGGUUGGCCCGCACUAAGAACGCAGGAGAAGUGCGCGGGAGUGAAGACGCGCGUGACGUCUCGCUUGUUCGUCCACGCGCGCUCAAAUCGUACGCUUUUUACGCAGCCGGCCUUUAUUUUGCUUCUGUUUUACAUCAGGUGAAGUCUUCUGUAAGCAAACCUCGAGCCACAAGUUCACCUUUGGCGUCUGAAGAAGAUGACCUUCCAUCGCACCGAACGAGUACCACUGGUAAAACUAGACUGUUAUCGUCAAUUAACUCUUAACGGCCACUGACUUUUGUUUAGUUUAGUUUUGUUUGUUUGUUUACGCAAAAAGUUUCUGUUGUGUUUCGAGAGGAGUCUUAAACGAAAUGGUUUCAAACAGGGCUUCAGGUGGUUCCCACUCUUCUCCGUAUUCCACUCUCAUUCAUAUCAGGGACUUACUGGAGCCAUCUUUUCUGGAAACAGAGGGAAUGCAAGGAAUCUGAGAAUUCUGAAAAUUUUUAGAAAUAUUUGCAUGUCUAAAGAACGAUUACAAACCGAGGGAAUGCAAGUAAUCUAACACUUUUGACAAAAUUUUUAGCGCAAAUUUCGUGACCAGAGAGCUAUUCCAGUUAUUAGUUUUAUGUUCCACCUUCCUUCAGUCAUUUCUUUUCUUGUGUAUCUGUGUGCUAUUUUAAAUUACUGCUUAUUAAUUUACAUUUCAGAUUCCUCUGUUGAUAAUCGUGAAAAAUUAAAGGACAUGCAGGUACAUGCUGGUAAUUUUUUUAAAAGCUCCUUCGUUUCAUCUUUCUAACGAGUCUUUUUCCUUCCCUCUUUUUUCAAACACUAGUUUAUUUAUGGCAGCCAGUCAAUAAAUAUAAAAUUUAACUUUACUUUCUCUCAAACAUUGCUUCCAAUCAGUUAGAGAUGGAACUUCUCAAACACCGGCUUGAAGACGAAAGUCGAGCGCGUGCGACAGCCGACUCGAGAAUACUCGAAGUAAGUUACUCGCGUAACGUUAAUAUACAUCUUAAGUUUAGGAGUCAGCUAAUCCGUUGACUCCUAAUAGUGAUUGACAUUUAAUUUCUCCUUACAAUAUCACCCCUGAAUCAAACAUUUACGUCACGAGAAUAAAGGAAAUGAUUACCAACCAAGAAAUCUCUUGAUUGUUAAUCGAAUUCUGCUUGUCAGUUCCGUAGGAAUUGUACAGGGAACAGUGCAUACUGAUGUUAAGGUGUAAAAGGUUUAACACAGGAAGUAAAGGAGUAAUCUUUGACUAAAUUUCCAGUUUUACUUACUAUUCAACUAUAGGUGCCUUCGAUCGUUUUGAUUGAGACUGAAAACGUGCGAUCGCCUUACGCCUCUAUCGAUAUAUCUGUUGGGUGUAUCCACGCAUUCUGCCGUCCUAAACUUUUGCUGUUUCGUUUUAGUUGCAAGUCGAGAACAGAAGACUGCAGCAAGAAAUACGACUUUUGAAGACACAGCAAACAGUGAGUAUAUUGCGCCAACAGCCAGUAAUACUUUGACUUUAAGGAAAUUUAGUCUAACUAACCGUAAUCAAGUUCGUUCCUAGUAGACCCAGCUUUAACUUUGUUGUUGUUGUUUGUCGUUUGUAUACAGUUACCACCAGCUCGUCCUGUGUCUCUGAAUGGCACGUUCUUGAACACGGUUCCUGAGAAACAAAAGAUCGGAGGUGCGUGCAUUUAUUGCUAUGAUAAUGUACACGAAAAACUUACGCGCUUCAGAUUGGCUGAAAACGGGUGCAUUCUCACGUGACACGGGUGCAAAGUUAUAACACGAGCGUACACCCUUUCAAAAUUUCGUCUAUCCUGACUUUGUGAGAUGUUUUUCAUGUACAUAAUUAACAAUUAAGAGCAUUAUUUCUCUUGCAAUUUGGUGUUGUAAGUUCUUGUAAAUUUUUCAAAGACUACAAAUUGCACUUGCCCUACGGGCUCGUGCACUUUAGUUGUCCUUAAAAAAAUUAACUCGUGCUUAUUUGAACCAAAUUGCACGAAAAAAUCGUGUUAUUACCUCUUCUUAUUCUUCUGUAACAGAGCUGUCGAACUUCUGCGCAUGUCAUGGAGUUGCAUUUGUAUCCAAAGCGACGGUGUGAAUGAUUUAUAGUGGCGGAAGUCGUCAAAAAAAAUUUUAAUUUUGUUGAACCGUGUAUAUCCUCUCAAAUGUUAUUCUGCACGCUCAAUCAAAACCUGCACAAAAUGUAUUUUCGCGAUCGAACUGCAAGGUUAAAUCAAGGUUAAAACCGUGACAUUCAAUGGUUAUUUUGUGCGUCUGUUAAAGGUCAGUCUGUCGUUUAAGUGUUAGCUUAACUCUCUACUUAUGUCAUAACCAGGGCAAAGAAAAGGAAAAAAAAUAAAACACCGUCUGCUUGUCGAUUUUUCUAAAAUCCCGCCAUUGCCUUGGUAUGAUUACACUGGCGAGCCCGCGUAAGCUCGUGAAAUGCGCGAAAAAGUUUUUUUUUCCAGCUUUGUCACCCUCUGUCUGUGUGCAAGGUACUCUCUCUAUCUUUAUGUCUUUCUGACUGCCUGUUUGUGUGACUGGCUGACUGUUUGUCCGCCCUGUCUAUCUGAAGGAGCGAAAACCAUUCUUGAAGACGACCGCGUACUGGAGAGUAUCGAAGCGUCUUUCAGACAAUUCCAUGGUUUCUUGGAUCUGCUGAAAGGAUCCAAGUAAGUGUUUUUUUUUUUUCAAUCAUCCUUCUUUAUUUGUCUUGAAGAGAUUUUUGUUCGAAGGUCGGGUGCAACACAGUCCCUUAACUCGAGCUGCUAUGGGAAACGAAACAUAACCCUAGACGUUGAAUUUACUGGAAUCUUUAUAAGGGGAGAUUACUCUAAGUUCGAGUUGAUUGAGGUCGAGUCAGCCAAGCUCUACAAUAAUUGGGUAAUUUAGUAUUAUCAACUGAGUUGAUAACGUAAACAAUAUCGACAACAAUUGUAUGUUUGUAUAUGAUCCCCUUUUUUACUUCCUUUUCCUCCAGGUUCAGUGAUCUGGCGCAUGUUCUUGGAGAGAACAGCAGCUUACCUGAGCCUGACAAUGGCCUUUCACCAAUAACAGAAGAGUCCUCUGGUACUGCAAGAUGA